UAUAUUGGUAUCACUGCUAUAGGUUGCAACUAACCUCCAUUUCACGAGGUUAGAGAAGCAAUCAGAAGAAUUUAUAGUUAUAACAAAUUAAGGAAUAUCGAUAAUAUUUAUAAUGAUAUUCUCUUUGCGUAUGAUUGCUAGAAAUAGCAUUCAUCAAUUUCGUCAGUUUCACAAAUGUGUCGUUGUUUGUCAAUCAGAUGCAGCACAAGCUGUAUCAAAUAGACCAACAGAAAAUUUAACUAUUCCAGUACCAGAAGGUAUGGAUAAACCGGUUAGUGCAAAAUUGGAUCAGAUAGCUAAAGAUAUAAUAAGUCUCAAUCUUGUUGAAGUGAUGGAGCUAAGCAAUUUAUUAAAAAAACGACUAAAUUUACCUGAUGCUCCUGUGAUGCCUGUUGGAGGUUUUGCACUUGCACCGAAAGAUGAGGAAGCAGAAGCCCCGAAACAAGUAAAAAAUACAUUCACCGUUAAAUUGUUAAAAUUCGACGAGAAACAAAAAGUUCCUCUCAUUAAAGAAAUUAAAAAUAUACUACCCAAUACAAAUCUCGUACAGGCUAAGAAGUUUAUUGAAAGCCUACCGGUGGUUGUGAUGGCAGACAUUUCCAAAGACGAAGCAGAUAAACUUAAAGAAACUAUUAGUAAAGUAGGAGGAGAGGUUGAAAUUACGUAAUUUGGUAAUUUCAAGGAUUUUCAUUGGAGGAUUACAAACCUUCAUUAGUGUGAUUGCCGCAUUAGGAAUAGGGACCCUGUAGGAGGGACGCGCCAUGUACAUUGCUAGGCUGAAAAUGUGGGGGGACAGCUUCCGUUGCAUCGCGCAGCCAUGUUUAUCUUUAGUAUAUAUUAACGGCUGUGGUUAGUUGAAUCAUUCGCGCGCAAUCACGUGACUACACGAGUUCCUGUCCCCCAGCAAUGUACAUGGCGCGUCCCUCCUAUAGGGUCUUUAAUUAAGAAUUAGCAAAAGCGCCAUUCUGGUGUGCAAAAUUGGUACUACUUUUGAUAUUUAAUAUUAUUUGAAAGGUAUGUGGCGUCUCGCAUGUGGCGAUACGUGCCUAGUGUAUCGACGCGGCACACUGGCGCCCUUCCUCCCUAUGCGGGUACUAGACUAACUAAACCCAAGUUGAACGUAACGGUCGAAAUGUAAGUUAGUCCUAUAUAUGGCGUCCAAGAGUUUAGUUGUAUCUUGUUAAUAAAUUUAUAUAUUUUUGUUACUUUAA
Polistes dominula (European paper wasp) is the source of this 1211-nucleotide messenger RNA. RefSeq names its product mitochondrial ribosomal protein L12 (gene mRpL12). Gene Ontology annotation, cellular component: mitochondrial large ribosomal subunit; ribosome. NCBI's taxonomy places the organism in Eukaryota, Metazoa, Arthropoda, Insecta, Hymenoptera, Vespidae. Gene Ontology annotation, molecular function: mRNA binding; structural constituent of ribosome. The record is from RefSeq and is a predicted model, not a curated record. Gene Ontology annotation, biological process: translation.